Messenger RNA from Prorocentrum cordatum, 1659 nucleotides. Lineage: Eukaryota; Dinophyceae; Prorocentrales; Prorocentraceae. The record is from the annotation of a GenBank genome assembly.
AUGGUGGAGUUUUACGUGGAGACCCGGGACAACAUCACAGGCGAGAUACUUCCCCCGGAGUUGGUAAAGGAGGCUAGGAAGAAGGAGAUCGAUUGGGUUCGCAACGUCAAGUUGUACGACAAGGUACCGAGGAGCGAGAUGGAAUCCAGAGGAUUCAAGUCGACAGUGAGUACACGGUGGGUUGACGUGAACAAGGGCGAUAAGGACAAUUACAACGUGCGCUCGAGGAUCUGCGGUCGCGAGCUGAAGGCAAAGACCAAAGACCAGCUGCUGGCGCACGAGCUUUUUAGCGCGAUGCCACCGUGGGAGGCUAUCAAGGCCUUGUUCUCUCUCUGGGUCAGCGACGGCUCCGUGGAUGGCACCGCGGACCCAGAGAUCGCCAUCUUCGACAUCAGCCGCGCGCAUUUCAUGGCGCCGGCGAAGCGUGAGCUAUACAUCGACAUUCCCGCGGAAGAUCGAGAACCAGGUGACGAGCACAUGGUCGGAAGGCUCAAUCGCAGCAUGUAUGGGUUCCGCGAUGCCAUUAGUAAUUGGAUGGAUGAUCGGCAGCAGUUGCUGGAGGCGGACGGGUUCGAGAUCGGAGUGGCGAACCCGGCGUUGUUCCUUCAUCGAGGUUUGGUUUUACGUGGUGAAGUGCAUGGUGAUGAUUUCGUGGUAUUGGGUCCUCGUUUGGGACUUGAUCAGAUCGGCGCCACUUUGGCGUCGAAGUAUUCCGCGCGGGAGAGCCACAAGCUAGGCUUCGCGGACCACUGCGUGCAGGAGGCGACGGUGCUGAACAGAGUCAUCAGGGUCGGCUAUAACCAGGACGGCCGCAAGUACGUUGAGAUCGAGCCGGACGCUAGGCACUCGGAGCUCAUCGUGCAGGCGCUGGGACGCGGCAAGGGCAAUGGCGUGAAGACGCCAAGCGUCAAGCCGACCGAUGCGGACAUUGAGCGGCAUCGGAGGUCACCGCCACUUUCCUCGACGGCAGCUUCGACAUUCAGAUCGGCUGUGAUGCGCGCGAGUUCUCUCGCGCAGGACCGGCAUGACAUCGGCGAGGCUGUGAAGACGUUAGCACAGAGGAUGGCCAAGCCAACGGAGGAGGCCAUGCAGGAGUUGAAGCGAUUGGGACGAUACUUGGUGUAUCGGCCGUACGUGAGCCUCAUCUACGACCAGCAGCGCAUGCCAGACCACAUCCUCGUGUCCGUCGACAGCGACCACGCGGCGGACAGGCUGACCCGGAAGAGCGUCAGCGGCAUGGUCAUCAGGAUGGGGAGGCACGUGAUCAAGGGCAGCUCCAGCAUUCAGUUGGCACUCGGACUGAAUGUUGGCGAAGCGGAAUUCUAUGCAUUGGUACAUGGAGGAGCCCAUGGACUGGGUAUGCAGAGUUUCAUGCGUGACCUCAUGGUGGAGUUGGACAUGGUCGUGGAGUCCGACUCCACGUCGGCCAAGUCCUUCGCGUCCCGGAAGGGCUUGGGCAAGCAGCGGCACGCGCAGACGCGGUACUUGUGGAUCCAGGACCGCGUCCGCAAUAACCACCUGAAGAUUCAGAAGGUGCCGGGGAAGCAUAACGUGUCCGACAUUCUCACCAAGAGCGCUCCGGCGGCUGAGCUGGACAGGCACAUGGGCGCGAUGAACCUUGUCGUCACGACCAGAGGUAAGAAACACAAGAGGCUCUGA